UUAAUUUUGAACAUUGAGAAGAAAGACACGCAAGGAAGAGAACGAACCGAGAGACGUGGGUCACUCGUCGUCCGCCUCAUCGAUCCAAAUUUAUUUCCAUUCAUCGUUGAAUUCGAUGCGGAUUCUUGAUUUGGGAGACGAUCGAUUCAUCUUCCCGUAGGUUUGGCGCAUGUAUUUGUCGUGAAACUUUUAGGGAUUUGGUGUCCGUUUCGGAGUUAGGAAGACGGUUAGGGUUGGCUGUUCUCGUCAUGGCCUCCAUAGAUUUGGGAGCACUCGUGGAGGCGAAAUCUUUUCAUCGAUCUGCCCCGUAACUAUUGUGGCUGAUACUAUAAGCUGCUGCUGCUGCCCAAAAACUUUAUAAAGAUGGCUGCUUCUGCAUUAAAGGCCAUGGCUGAGAGGGCGGUGCCUUCUGUGCGUAAGCAGGCCCUGACUUUGACAGAUGCUGCUGCUGCUAGGAUACACCACCUCCUUAACCUCCGUCAGCGCCCAUAUCUUAGGCUUGGUGUCAAGGCCCGUGGUUGCAAUGGUUUAUCGUACACCCUCAAUUAUGCUGAUGAGAAAGGGAAAUUUGAUGAACUUGUGGAGGAAAAGGGUGUCAGGAUAUUAAUUGAUCCAAAAGCUCUCAUGCAUGUAAUUGGAACCAAGAUGGACUUUGUUGAUGAUUCACUAAAGUCAGAGUUCAUUUUUAUCAAUCCUAAUUCAAAAGGGCAAUGUGGUUGCGGCGAAUCCUUUAUGACAACAAGCAGCACUCAAAAUACCAAAUCUGGUGGUACAUAAUAUUUUUAGGGCGAGUCCAAUUAGGCAUUUGCUGCAAUUGUCAGACAAUUUGAUAUUUCUUAUAAUUUAACACGGAGACAACAUGAUAUGAAGGUACAAAUAUGGCACUGAUAAAACCAUUUCUUCUGCUAAGAUCAAACAUUUCACUGUGGAUUAUCACAAUCAGCAACUCUUUUGUUGGAGCAAGCCUUGUGCAACAGCAGUACUGCAAUGUUGUAUUCUCUGCAUGUGUGGUCAGAGAUUUUUUUUUAGUCUGCUUGUAAGCACUUUGACGUAUCUUGUAUGCAAUUCCAUUUUUGGAUGUGU
Messenger RNA from Elaeis guineensis (African oil palm), 1083 nucleotides. Lineage: Eukaryota; Viridiplantae; Streptophyta; Magnoliopsida; Arecales; Arecaceae. The record is from RefSeq and is a predicted model, not a curated record.